Messenger RNA from Peromyscus eremicus (cactus mouse), 748 nucleotides. Its product is annotated as cancer/testis antigen 55-like. The coding region runs from base 1 to 678 and encodes 225 amino acids. The record is from RefSeq and is a predicted model, not a curated record. Lineage: Eukaryota; Metazoa; Chordata; Mammalia; Rodentia; Cricetidae. The transcript has 5 exons.
AUGGUCAGAGAGGAGAAGAAAAGGGAAGCCAACACCAAGAUUGUGAAGGGUACUGUGACAAGUUGUGGGGACAACUAUGGCUGGAUCGAGAACUGUGUCUUUUUCAGCAUUGAUGCUAUGAUCGGCCCUUCGCGUCUGCGAGUUGGAGAUAAAGUCGUUGCAUUUGUGGAGGAACAUCCACUAUCAUAUGACUUGAGAGCAAUCGAAGUAUGUGUUUUAAUCGAAGAUGACAGGCCUAGAGAAGCCUACUCCAAGAUCCGUGAAUUAUCCGUGUGUGUUUCCAAAGUGAGGAAAGAUAAUAUCUGCCUAGCGGAUGAAUACUACUUCUAUCUGGACAGCAUUUCUAAAGCUAUCUUAGGUUUUAUGCCUUAUGAAGGGGAUUGGUUAGAUAUUGAGUAUUCUUUGGAGCGAAGAUCAUCAAAGAUCACAAUACACUCGUUGAAGGCCACGAAGUGUAGGCACCUGCAAGAGGUCUGCGUGACUAGUAUCCACGAACAACAAGGAGUGCUGAAUCACACCAUCUUUUUCACCUUCCACUCACUGAAGUGCCCCGUGGGCUACACCCCUCUUGUAGGCCAUGUUGUCAACGUGGUGGUAGUGCAGAGCAUCCGGCCCAACUACAACUGGAGAGCAGUCUCCAUGACGCCAGUGAACAAGCUGUACAGGCUAGGGCCCUGAGAAUCCCUCUUCCAGUUACUCCUACAAGAAGUGGAGGGCCUCAGUUAAUACACACGCUUAUGUUUUGUUA